AAAAAAAAUAAAAAAGUUUCCAAAAUCUCUUACAAUACCAGAAAGCAUUUGCUGUGAAAAGAGGGGCAUGCAGUCGUGAUUUGGAAAAAACUGCAAAAACUGCUUUUGUAAUUUGUAUAGAUGACCCGUUAUUGAUCCAAGAUUAAUUUCAUCGUGUAAUCUCACACUAAGAGACACAAGUCAUGAAGUUGAUUUGUAUAUUGGUUCUCUUUCUUCUUCCUCUCUUAGCCUCUUCCACAGAGAAAAAGGUGUACAUAGUAUACUUUGGAGGGCAUGAAGGAAGCAAAACCUUGCAAGAAAUUGAAGAAAGACACCACUCAUAUCUGGCAUCUGUGAAGGAGACAGAGGAAGAAGCAAGAGAUUCUCUUAUCUAUAGCUACAAGCACAGCAUCAAUGGCUUUGCCGCGGUACUCACACCAUACGAAGCCUCCAAAGUAUCUGAAAUGGAAGAAGUGGCAUCUGUGUUUGAAAGUCUUCCAGGAAAAUACUCGGUGCAAACAACAAGGUCAUGGGAAUUCUUGGGGUUAGAAGCGUUGGCAGAGGGAGAGGAGCAUAAUCGGAAUCAAUUUAGCCGGGGAAGAGACAUGGUGUCGAAAGCCAAGUAUGGCAAGGAUAUCAUUGUUGGUCUCCUAGAUAGCGGUAUAUGGCCAGAAUCAGAAAGCUUUAAUGAUAAGGGAAUGGGACCCAUUCCGAAAUCAUGGAAAGGAAUCUGCCAAACAGGACAUGAUUUUAACUCCUCACACUGUAAUAGGAAAAUCAUUGGAGCUAGAUACUAUGUCAAGGCCUUCGAAUUUUACAAUGGCCCACUAAACACCUCAGAGGAUACUCUGUCGGCACGUGAUUUGGAUGGCCAUGGAACCCACACAGCCUCUACCGCUACCGGUAGGAUGGUCAAGAAUGCCUCCUUUCUCGGCGGAAUUGCACGUGGGACUGCCACCGGCGGAGCUCCAAUGGCACGCUUAGCUGUAUACAAAGUGUGUUGGGCUACGCCUAACAAACCAAAAGUCGAUGGCAACACAUGUCUUGAAGCGGACGUGCUCGCAGGCAUAGACGAUGCGAUUGGGGAUGGUGUCCACGUAAUGAGCAUUUCCCUCGGGUCUGAUUCAGCUAUUCCUUAUGAUGAAGAUGGUAUCGCCGUUGGUGCACUCCAUGCUGCGAAAAAAGAUAUUGUGGUGGUAGCUGCUGCUGGAAAUUCAGGUCCCAAAGCCGGAUCAUUGUCGAAUGUGGCACCGUGGCUUAUCACCGUUGGCGCUAGCAGCAUUGAUCGCGUGUUCCAUGGGCCUCUAACACUAGGAAAUGGAGUACAUCUUGUGGGGCAAACAGUAACUCCAUUCUCACUCGACAAGAUGUAUCCAUUAGUAUACGCAGGACAUGUGGAGAAGUCGGGCAUCUCUAAAAAUGCCACAGGACAAUGCCUCAAUGGCUCACUUUCGCCUAAAAAGGUUAAAGGAAAGGUAGUUCUAUGCUACAGAGGACAAGGAGCUAGAAUAGAAAAAAGUGCAGAAGUGAAAAGGGCUGGGGGUGUAGGUUUUAUUCUGGGAAAUUUGCCGGGUUGGGAUGUACCAAGUGACCCUUUUUAUCUUCCAGGAACUACAUUAAAUGCUUCAGAUGCUUUUAAAGUCUUUAAUUAUAUCAAGUCUGCUAAAAAUCCCAUGGCAACUAUUGGAGCAACGCAGACUGUGUUACACAACCGACCAGCACCAUCCAUGGCUGACUUCACCGGCAGAGGUCCGAGCACGAUUGACCCUUUCAUUCUUAAGCCUGAUAUCACAGCUCCAGGCGUGAAUAUAUUGGCAGCGUGGAGUGAGGGAAUAUCGGUUUCAAAGUUGGCCAGUGAUCCCCGAGUGGUUAAGUAUAAUUUUGAUUCUGGGACUUCAAUGGCUACUCCUCAUGUGGCCGGUACAGCAGCCCUUCUUAGAGCAAUACACCCUGGUUGGAGCAGUUCUGCAAUAAGAUCUGCCCUCAUGACCACAGCCUGGUCGAGAGACAACGUUGGUUCAAGGAUUACAGAUUACAAUGGAGCCACUGCAACCCCAUUUGCAUUUGGGUCCGGCCACUUCAGACCUUCAAAAGCAGCAGAUCCUGGUUUAGUAUACGAAGCUUCAUAUAGAGACUACCUUACCUAUCUUUGCAAUGCUAGACGACUGAACUUCGGUAUAAUUGACCCAAAAUUCAAAUGUCCAAAAGUGUUUCCCCCAUCCUACAAUCUCAACAAUCCGUCUUUAGCACUGCACAAAAUAAAUGGCUCCGUAAAAGUACAGAGGACAGUCACUAAUGUUGGAAAUCCAUCCAGUGUUUAUUUCUUCACUGCCAAACCACCAUUGGGAAUAUCUGUGAAAGCCGCUCCAAGCAUUUUGGUGUUUGAUCGAGUGGGGCAAAAGAAGAGUUUCACCAUGACAGUAACGCCAAGCGACUCUGCUAAAACAUAUUACAAAGGUGAUUAUGCGUUUGGGUGGUAUACUUGGACGGAUAGUUACCAUUACGUUAGAAGUCCAAUGGCAGUAUCUUUAGCAUAAGUUACCUUCUUUCAUUGUUCUUGAUUUUUGUUUU
Messenger RNA from Tripterygium wilfordii, 2550 nucleotides. Its product is annotated as subtilisin-like protease SBT5.6. The transcript has 9 exons. NCBI's taxonomy places the organism in Eukaryota, Viridiplantae, Streptophyta, Magnoliopsida, Celastrales, Celastraceae. Bases 183 to 2516 code for a protein of 777 amino acids. The record is from RefSeq and is a predicted model, not a curated record. Gene Ontology annotation, molecular function: serine-type endopeptidase activity. Gene Ontology annotation, biological process: proteolysis.